GUUUUGUUUAGUUCGAAUGGAUUUUAUCACGAUUUUAUUUACAAAAUCUUUCUAAAUUGCCGAGUCUCACAGUAUUUGAUUAAUUAAUAGGACAAAAUAAAUAGGAAUGGCCAUGCAGUGUCAACUGUGGAUGGGCAGUUUGGAGCCCAACAUGACUGAAAGUUUUAUAAUGGCUGCAUUCCAUCGAAUGGGGCAGCGUCCAUUAGCUGUGAAGGUGAUGAGAAACAAAUUCACUGGUGAACCUGCUGGUUAUGCUUUCAUUCAUUUUCAGACAGAUGAAGAGUCAGUGGACACAAUGCACAAGUUGAAUGGGAAGCCGAUACCUGGUACAUUUCCCGUGGUGCGAUUCCGCUUGAACACAGCAUCUCGGGAGGCUCGGACCAAUAUGCAGACCGAGAGAGAGUUCUCAGUGUGGGUCGGUGAUCUUAGCCCCGAUGUAGAUGACUAUUCUCUGUACCGAGUAUUUGCUUCCAAGUACUCAUCUAUCAAAACUGCUAAAGUUAUCCUUGACAAUGCGGGCUACACAAAGGGCUAUGGAUUUGUCAGAUUUGGCAAUGAGGAGGAGCAGCGGAAUGCUCUAUAUGCCAUGAAUGGCUACACGGGGUUGGGAACAAAACCGUUGAAGAUUUGCACAGCUGUUCCAAAACCUAAAGGUCUCCCAACUAAUCAGCCGAAUGGGGCAGGAGGCUCUGCAAACAAUCCUUCAUAUGCUGCGGGCACGGAGUACAACCAAUAUUAUGAUCCAUCAGCCUAUUGGCAGAAUUACUCAGCGUGGUCUGGCUACUAUGGGCAGGGUGAUCAGUCGGCGGCGGCGGCGCCGGCGGCCGAGCCCGCGCCCGCCGCGGCGGUCAAAACUCAGAGCGACGAGUUGGUCCUUGUCGAGCACAAGAGGCCUGUAGACGUGGAUCAGCUGAACAAGGAAUUCCUGGAGCCGCAGCUGUGCCUGUGGGACGCCCUCGAGGAGUCCCAGUGGUUCCCGCACGACGUCAUCGAGGCACAUUAGAGGGAAAAUUUGAACCCAUCAGUUGGUUCACAUAGUUAAGUGUAAAUUAAGUUAGUUUAAGACCUUUGCAAUUAUAAUACCUGUCUUAUCUUAUUAGAUUCAAGAUUUUCAUAUUUCUACUUAGACCUUAUGUUAAAGAGGGGUAAUUUUUUAAAGCAGAUGGUAUUUAAUAUUUUUGGUGAAAUGCAGAGAGUCUGUUUGUAAGUUCGAUUAAAUCCUAUGCAUCAUUUUUAAUUUGAAAUGAUUUAUAGUUUUCUCUCUACUCCGAUGCCGUACCGUAAGUUUAAAGGUUUUUGGCCGUAGCUAUUACGAAUAAUUUGAAACAAAAUAAAAAAAAUGUAUGACA
Molecule: messenger RNA, 1349 nt
Organism: Plutella xylostella (diamondback moth)
Lineage: Eukaryota; Metazoa; Arthropoda; Insecta; Lepidoptera; Plutellidae
Gene: Secp43
Product: tRNA Selenocysteine associated protein
Molecular function (GO): RNA binding
Source: RefSeq, a predicted model, not a curated record